CGGACAUAUUUUGUCGACGCGCCGCCAAUGUAAGACCAACGCAGCCAUCCUUCCCUUGUUUACUGACCUCGAGUUUUAAAUCUUCUUUAAACUGUCAGACUAUUUAAGCAAUAAGAUGUUUUGAACAAGGCAGUGUUCUCCUUCAAAGGCUCAUUUUCAUCGAGUUAUCCGUACGUGGAAACCCGUGAGCGGACGCCAAGAUGCGCCUGACGCUGCAAAUGUUGAUCUCCCACGGCCGAGUGGCCCGCAGAAUUGGGCUGGGUCCCAAGUCCCGCAUCGACAUGCUGCGGAACAUCCUCACCGGACUGGUGCGACAUGAGCGGAUAGAAACCACCGCGGCCCGGGCAGAUGAAGUCCGCUUCUACGCCGAGAAGCUGAUCAACUACGCUAAGAAAGGCGACACGGACGAGAAGGCGAUGAAGAUGGCAACUUUUUGGUUGACGGAGAAGGACCUGGUCCCAAAGCUGUUCAAGGUGCUGGGCCCGCGGUUCGAGACCCAGUCGGAGGGCUACACGCGUACGGCCCGCAUCCCCAACCGACAGAACCUUGACCGAGCCGAGAUGGCGGUGCUGGAGUACAAAGGCAACCCGUUCCCACCUCUCUACCCGGUCAAGAAACACAACCCGCUGACCCUCAUCAACCUGCUGCUCAGAGGCUACCGGGAGGACAAGGCCAACUCCACACCCCUCACAGCCAAGUCAUCAAGCUCUGGAUAAAUACUUCAACUGAUCCCCCCCAUUUCUUGGGUGAAUCUUGUUGAACAGAAGAUGUUUCUGUCAUUAAAGAAAAAUUAGUCAA
Messenger RNA from Phyllopteryx taeniolatus (common seadragon), 798 nucleotides. RefSeq names its product mitochondrial ribosomal protein L17 (gene mrpl17). Gene Ontology annotation, molecular function: structural constituent of ribosome. Lineage: Eukaryota; Metazoa; Chordata; Actinopteri; Syngnathiformes; Syngnathidae. Gene Ontology annotation, biological process: translation. Gene Ontology annotation, cellular component: ribosome; mitochondrial large ribosomal subunit. Bases 201 to 716 code for a protein of 171 amino acids. The transcript has 3 exons. The record is from RefSeq and is a predicted model, not a curated record.